AUGGCUCCCUGCAACAUCUCAAUAGACACAAAGACGAGCACAAAGGCCCAGAAUGUAGUAGACGACUCUGCGUCCAGUAUUGGCGGCGCUUCAAGCGUCUCCUCGGACGGUAGCACCCGCCGUCGCCGCCGCCGCAACCGCAACAAGCAAGUCGCCCAGCCGAAGGGAACACUCCCUGCUCCCACCGUAAUUCCGCGCCUCUCCGAGUCCAAGCCCGCACGGCUACAAAUCGGGCUGAACCUUGACGCCGAGCUCGAGCUGAAGGCGAGAUUGCAAGGUGACAUUUGCCUCACGUUGCUGGUGCAGAGAAAACACUUUACGGAGCGCGACUCGACCGAGCUGAAGCCAAAUUACCGCGGGAUCGUCGACGUGGAGGAGAUGUUCCACAUGAGGGUGGGCAAGCUGAGGUUCAGAAAGACGUGGUUGGAUCACGACGUCAGCCCGAGCUUGACGGCUGCCGUCAUGUUUUCGAUUGCGAUAGGAGGGUUCAUUGCGGGAUUCGCGGCGUCGAGGUGGCUUGACACCUGGAUGCUGGCGAUACCGCCGCCGUAUUUGUGUGUCGUGGACUGGAUCCGAAUAGCAUACUCCCAUUCUCCUUACUAUCGCGGCAACGUCAUCUAUGUCCACAGGCUCGAGAAAGACGACCGUCAAGUCCCACAGGCAAUGACGUUGAUCAUCCAGCGAGUCUUCCAAUCACACACUUGGAACGUCAUGGAAGUAUAUAUUUCCAAUGGACCCCCGGAUAUCCCCAAAAGGGCUGUCCUGAAGAUGUUUGAUCGACGUUUCUCCACGAGGGAGGGCCGUCAUGCAUUCAUAGGCGAGGGCAAAUGGUCGCCUGAAUUCGAACAGGAGUUCAUCAGCUAUAUCCGAAGGCGUAAGGCUGAUGAAUUCGCCAAAGAAUGGCUAUCGGGAGAUUUCAGCUCGGACACGAAACCGAACAAACUUCAACUGGAAGUUGUACGCCACCUGGAGCAUGUGAGGGCUUCUCAAAUCCAGGAGAAGUGCCACCGCAACCCGGCAUUCCUGGACUGCGCUACUUUCCCUGAGCUCUUCACGCCGGUGGUCAUUAAUUUUGAUGCUUACAAGCACCCAUUCCUCCGAGCUUAUGGUGUUCUAAUGCGCUACCAAGAGGGCUUCAGCGCCCAAACCACCAGCCCCCUCGAUCGAGAGUAUUAUGAACAAAUGGUUACAUUCAAGUCCAUGUUCGAAUCCGAAGUGGAAUAG
Messenger RNA from Colletotrichum siamense, 1224 nucleotides. RefSeq lists its product as uncharacterized. The record is from RefSeq and is a predicted model, not a curated record. NCBI's taxonomy places the organism in Eukaryota, Fungi, Ascomycota, Sordariomycetes, Glomerellales, Glomerellaceae. The transcript is spliced from 5 exons. The coding region runs from base 1 to 1224 and encodes 407 amino acids.